AGAUCUAAUAUCUCUAUUUCUUGAAUAGUGAUGUAGAUCUAUUACUAUAUAAUCUAGAACUAGACUCUAUAGAAUUAUAAGAAGAAGAUCUGCAAAUUAUGUCACACCAAAGGUCGAGUGAUUACGUUGGAAAAGCCUUUCAAAUUCCAGUAGCGCCAAAUAGUCUGAAGAAAAGUGAUUCGCCCCAUAAAAAGACACAUUUUUCAAAAUCUUCAUUUAACAUGGACAUGGCCUCAGGCUCAGGCUUAUCACAGAUUCUUCAAACACAGAAUCAUGAGAAUGGCACAGGUGCCAGAGGGGCUUCUCAAAUUUCAGCUCAUCCAACUGUUGGAGGUAUCAAGCUGCGUUCUGUUGAAGAAAUUCCUAGAAAGUUUCAACAGAUUUUUACCUUCCCCUAUUUCAAUCUCCUACAGUCUAAAGUUUAUGAUGAGGUUUUGUAUACAGACAAUUCAAUAGUUGUUUCAGCUCCAACAGGAUCUGGUAAAACUGUAGUAUUUGAACUGGCUUUAAUACGCUUGCUAAUGAAGACAGAUGACUCAGUAUCAAGUGGAAAAAUUAUUUAUAUGGCACCUAUGAAAGCCUUAUGUUCAGAAAGAUUUAUGGAUUGGAAGGAGAAAUUUUCUCAACAUGGAAUGAUUUGUUUGGAAGUUACUGGAGACACAGAAAUUGAUGAUCUGACAGAGCUGUUUAAUGCUACUUUGAUCUUCACAACUCCUGAAAAAUGGGACAGCAUGUCCAGAAGGUGGAAAGAUAAUAGACAACUUUUUAGACAGAUUAAACUAUUCUUGAUUGAUGAGGUUCACACAAUGAACGAUCGACAAAGAGGUGCCACUGUGGAAGCUGUUGUUAGUCGCAUGAAAACUUUACAGACCCCCAGCUCUAAAAAUGGAGAACAAUCAAUUCGUUUUAUUGCAGUUUCAGCAACUAUGCCUAACUAUAAUGAUAUUGCUGCAUGGUUAAGCCAGCCCUGUAAACCUGCAUUAGCUUUCAGUCUGGCUGAUUGUCACCGUUCAGUAAAACUGGAAAGAAUAGUCAUUGGUUACCCUUUUACUGAAGGCACUUCAGAUUUUCGAUUUGACAUGAGACUUUCUUAUCGAUUGAAAUCCAUCAUAGAUGAAUAUUCACAUUCAAAACCAACACUUGUGUUUUGCUCCUCUCGUAAAAGUGUAAUACAAUCUGCUGAAGUCUUGGCUAGAGAUUUCAAAGGACAUAGACAUUUUGUUUUGAUUGACUCUGUCCACCUUCAAAAAGCAAUAUCUUCUAUUCAUGACUACAAAGUAGCAGAAUUUUUGCAGCUGGGUAUUGGUAUACAUCAUGCAGGCUUACACUCACAGGAUCGACACAUUGUAGAGGAACUUUUCAGAUCUUCUCAGUUACCUGUAUUGGUCUGUACAAGUACCUUGGCUAUGGGUGUGAACUUACCAGCCCACCUUGUUAUUAUUAAGUCUACACACUACUAUAAUAUGGGAGCAAUACAGGAGUACUCAGAUAUGCACAUUCUACAAAUGAUUGGAAGAGCUGGUAGACCUCAGUUUGACACAUUUGCUGUAGCAGUGAUUAUGACAAAGUCCAAAUAUAAGUCCAGAUAUGAAUCACUUGUGAAUGGCAGACAGUUGAUUGAAAGCAGCUUACAUAAACACCUCAUAGAACAUCUGAAUGCAGAAAUAGUUCUACAGACUAUUAGUAACUAUAGUCUUGUAAUGGAGUGGUUAAAACACACAUUUCUUUAUGUCAGAGCAUUAAAAAACCCUAAAUAUUAUGGAUUGCCAUCUGAUUUAAAAAAAGAAGAUGUUGAAAAGAAACUUACAGAUAUGUGUCUUCAAAGCUUGAAUCAAUUAAGAAGUUCUAAUCUUGUCUCUGUUAAUGAAGAGUCAGAUGCUAUAUUUUCUACAGAUACAGGAAAAUUGAUGGCCAGGUACUGUGUUGCCUUCAACACCAUUAAACAGUUUCAUGAAAUAGCUGAGCAUUGUGAAAGUAUAGCUGAUAUGUUAACUAGACUUGCCCAGUGCUCUGAAUUUGAAGAUAUACAGUUGAGAACCAAUGAGAAGAAAAUUCUGAACACACUAAACAAAGACAAAAAUAAAGAAACCAUAAGAUACCCGAUGACUGGAAAGAUAAAGACUGGGCCCAUGAAAGUCAAUUGUUUAAUUCAAGCUCAGCUCAGCUGUUUAAUUGUGUCAGACUUUUCCUUAUCACAAGACACUGGAAAAAUUUUUAGAGUUGGACAAAGGCUGCUGAAAUGUUUGAUGGAAUUUUUACUUCAGUCCAAGCGUUAUUCAGUGCUUCUCUAUUCUGCUUUACUCUAUAAAGCAUUCAAGUCAAAGCUUUGGUUUGAUUCAAAAUAUGUGGCACGUCAAUUGGAUGGCAUUGGUCCAACUAUGUCAUUGGCAUUAGCCAAUGCAGGAUUAACAUCAUUCCAGAAAAUUGAACAAACCAAUGCAAGAGAUAUUGAAUUGAUUGUCAACAGACAUCCUCCGUUUGGUAAUCAAGUUCUAGAAGCAGUUUCAGCUUUACCAAAAUAUCAGUUGGCUUUAGAGCAGAUGAAGCCCUACAAACCACACAAAGCAAUAAUUACACUUAUUGUUGACCUACUGAAUUUCUCUGUACUGGAAAUGAAACCUAGCUCAGAAAAUACUCAUCAGUCAUUGCUGAUUGUUGGGGAUGCUGAAGAUAAACUUGUAUUGAAGUUGCGCAUCUUUGACAGUUCUAUUUUGAGAUGUGGUUCUAUAUCACAAACAUUUGAAGUUACUCGCUGUAAGAAAAGCAAAAAGCUGGACAUUACUUUGAUAAGUCAGAUCUGGGUGGGUCUUGAUAUUUAUACAGACUAUGAACCCAUUUAUUCUGAAGACUGGUUUGAUAUCACCAAAAAUCCAUCCAUAAAAAAGGUUGAAACUCCUUCCUCUAAGUUAAAAGCUGCAGUUGAUAGUGCCAAGCUUAAAACCAGAGGAAAUCCUAAUGGAAUCAGAGAAUCUGAUAACAAGACCAAGUUUGCUCAAUGCAGCCACAAAUGUCUAGAUAAAUCUAUUUGUGGCCACAAAUGCUGUAAGACAACUUACACAAAAAGAGCUCAAAAGUUCGUUGAGGACAAACCAGCGAAACUGGUUAAAGUAGAAAGUUCUGCAUAUUUCAAUAAGAAAAUAUCACACGAUAAACCAAUAGCAAACCUUGAAAAGCGAAGCACUAAAAAGGAGCCAAGCUCCUGUACUAGGCCUUUAAGAAGUAUUUCAACAUUAUCCAAAACAUUCACUGCUAAUCAAGUUCAUGAGCCAGUCAGACUUCAGAGUUCUGUUUGGGAUGAGAAUGCUUCUAGAGAGGCUGAUGAAGUUUGUUUUGAUUUGUUAAGUCAUGAUGACUUUCAAACAGCUGAUUCUUUAACUGGUGGCAACAAGCAUGUUAAUAAAGCAGAUCUACAGGAAGAAGAAAUCAUUUCUGCAUCAAAAUCUUCACAAGAUUUGGAUAUAACUAAAAAUGGUUGGGCAGAUCUUGAUGCUUUUAAACUCAGUAGACAAGAAUUGUAUCAAAAUGGUCGACCUCCACACCUUCUAGACAAUUAUUGCAUUGAAGAUGACCAGGAAUUUGUGGACAGUGAAGAAAUAUAUCAACACGAAAAUUUCUCAGAGCUGAAGUCGACUGAUAAAGAUUUUUGGAUGAGGCAAAGUUCUAGUGAUGAAGAACUCUGCAGACAGAUGAAUGUACCGUCACAAGACAGGGAAGAAAACAUUGCAGAAAGUUGUAUCUGUGAACAAAAUGUUUUCACUGAUACUUCAUUACAGCAAAUACCAUCAGAAAGAAGAAAUAACUUUUUACAAAGACAUGCUAUUGAUAGUUUCCUCAACUCCAAGGCAGAACAUCCUCUGUUGUGCAGUGGUGGAAAAGAUGUUUCAUUUAAAAACAGUCAAGAUUACAGUCUUUCCCAUCCAAUGUCUCCUGUGAUUGAGUUUCAGCCUAAUAAUUACACAAAGAAUCAAGCAGAAGCUUAUGUUAUAUGUUCUCCAAAGAAGUCUGUGAUUACAGGAUGUGGUGCUCAAAGAGAACUAAUACAAUUUUCUAAUCACAAAUUUACACUACCUUCUGAUCAUCACUAUGAUCACUUAGGAACUCAGCAUAAAAUGAACCUACAAUCUCUUCAAGAAAAGAAAUUUCAUGAUUCUGCUCAAGUCAGGACCAAGAUAUUUAAUCCUCAAUCACAAUUACCUUUAGAAGAACACCCUACUUGUGGGCUAUUUGAUGGAAUAUUUUGAAUAACAUGAAUGAUACUUUUUAGUUUAUCAAGAGAUGUAUUGGCUUUGUAAAAACAUGAUUCAUGCACUGUUUAUCUGUUAAACUUGUUUAUCUUUUCUGAAUGUGUAAACCAUUUUAUCAACUUUAAGAUAUUUUGGUGUAUUUUCACAUUAAGUGACAAUAAGGUUCAAUUACAUUUCUGAUGGUGCUAAUUUUUAGAAACUGAAAUAAUAGUAGAAAUAUUAAGAAGUAUUAAGUUGAUAUAUGUUUAUAAAUUUAAAAAUAAAAUUGAUUUGUGUAUUAUUUGCUUAUUAA
Messenger RNA from Biomphalaria glabrata, 4536 nucleotides. Its product is annotated as probable ATP-dependent DNA helicase HFM1. The transcript is spliced from 35 exons. The record is from RefSeq and is a predicted model, not a curated record. Gene Ontology annotation, molecular function: nucleic acid binding; ATP binding. NCBI's taxonomy places the organism in Eukaryota, Metazoa, Mollusca, Gastropoda, Planorbidae. The coding region runs from base 99 to 4241 and encodes 1380 amino acids.